Symphalangus syndactylus (siamang) is the source of this 2910-nucleotide messenger RNA. RefSeq names its product forkhead box G1 (gene FOXG1). NCBI's taxonomy places the organism in Eukaryota, Metazoa, Chordata, Mammalia, Primates, Hylobatidae. Gene Ontology annotation, molecular function: DNA-binding transcription factor activity; sequence-specific double-stranded DNA binding. Gene Ontology annotation, biological process: regulation of transcription by RNA polymerase II. Gene Ontology annotation, cellular component: nucleus. The record is from RefSeq and is a predicted model, not a curated record.
UGUGCGCCUGUAGCUCGGAAAAUUAAUUGUGGCUAUAGCCGCCUCGAUCGCUGUCUCCCCAGCCUCGCCGCGGCCGCUCCGGGACGCGCCCGCCCGCCGCCCGGCUCUCCCCCCCUUUGGGCUGCUGCUGCUGCUGCUGUGACUGCUGCUGCGAGAGGAGGAGGAGGAGGAGGAAGCAGCGGGGGGGGGAGCGGGGGGUGGGGGGGGAGACCAAGAAGUACAGUUGGGAGCGAGGGAGCUUCACCCCCGGGGCGGUGGUUGUUUCUUUUUUCUUUCUUUCUUUUUUUCUUUUCCUUUUUUUUUUUUUUUUUUUCUAAUUCCUGAGGGGUGGUUGCUGCUUUUGCUACAUGACUUGCCAGCGCCCGAGCCUGCGGUCCAACUGCGCUGCUGCCGGAGCGCUCAGUGCCGCCGCUGCCGCCCGCGCCCCCCGCGCCCCGUUCGGCACCCACCGGUCGCCGCCGCCCGCCGCGCCGCUGUCCCGCUCCCGCGCCGCCGCCGCCGUUUCCCCCCGACGACUGGGUGAUGCUGGACAUGGGAGAUAGGAAAGAGGUGAAAAUGAUCCCCAAGUCCUCGUUCAGCAUCAACAGCCUGGUGCCCGAGGCGGUCCAGAACGACAACCACCACGCGAGCCACGGCCACCACAACAGCCACCACCCCCAGCACCACCACCACCACCACCACCAUCACCACCACCCGCCGCCGCCCGCCCCGCAACCGCCGCCGCCGCCGCAGCAGCAGCAGCCGCCGCCGCCGCCGCCGCCCCCGGCACCGCAGCCCCCCCAGACGCGGGGCGCCCCGGCCGCCGACGACGACAAGGGCCCCCAGCAGCUGUUGCUCCCGCCGCCGCCACCGCCACCACCGGCCGCCGCCCUGGACGGGGCCAAAGCGGACGGGCUGGGCGGCAAGGGCGAGCCGGGCGGCGGGCCCGGGGAGCUGGCGCCCGUCGGGCCGGACGAGAAGGAGAAGGGCGCCGGCGCCGGGGGGGAGGAGAAGAAGGGGGCGGGCGAGGGCGGCAAGGACGGGGAGGGGGGCAAGGAGGGCGAGAAGAAGAACGGCAAGUACGAGAAGCCGCCGUUCAGCUACAACGCUCUCAUCAUGAUGGCCAUCCGGCAGAGCCCCGAGAAGCGGCUCACGCUCAACGGCAUCUACGAGUUCAUCAUGAAGAACUUCCCCUACUACCGCGAGAACAAGCAGGGCUGGCAGAACUCCAUCCGCCACAAUCUGUCCCUCAACAAGUGCUUCGUGAAGGUGCCGCGCCACUACGACGACCCGGGCAAGGGCAACUACUGGAUGCUGGACCCGUCGAGCGACGACGUGUUCAUCGGCGGCACCACGGGCAAGCUGCGGCGCCGCUCCACCACCUCGCGGGCCAAGCUGGCCUUCAAGCGCGGUGCGCGCCUCACCUCCACCGGCCUCACCUUCAUGGACCGCGCCGGCUCCCUCUACUGGCCCAUGUCGCCCUUCCUGUCCCUGCACCACCCCCGCGCCAGCAGCACUUUGAGUUACAACGGCACCACGUCGGCCUACCCCAGCCACCCCAUGCCCUACAGCUCCGUGUUGACUCAGAACUCGCUGGGCAACAACCACUCCUUCUCCACGGCCAACGGCCUGAGCGUGGACCGGCUGGUCAACGGGGAGAUCCCGUACGCCACGCACCACCUCACGGCCGCCGCGCUAGCCGCCUCGGUGCCCUGCGGCCUGUCGGUGCCCUGCUCCGGGACCUACUCCCUCAACCCCUGCUCCGUCAACCUGCUCGCGGGCCAGACCAGUUACUUUUUCCCCCACGUCCCGCACCCGUCAAUGACUUCGCAGAGCAGCACGUCCAUGAGCGCCAGGGCCGCGUCCUCCUCCACGUCGCCGCAGGCCCCCUCGACCCUGCCCUGUGAGUCUUUAAGACCCUCUUUGCCAAGUUUUACAACGGGACUGUCCGGGGGACUGUCUGAUUAUUUCACACAUCAAAAUCAGGGGUCUUCUUCCAACCCUUUAAUACAUUAACAUCCCUGGGACCAGACUGUAAGUGAACGUUUUACACACAUUUGCAUUGUAAAUGAUAAUUAAAAAAAUAAGUCCAGGUAUUUUUUAUUAAGCCCCCCCUCCCAUUUCUGUACGUUUGUUCAGUCUCUAGGGUUGUUUAUUAUUCUAACAAGGUGUGGAGUGUCAGCGAGGUGCAAUGUGGGGAGAAUACAUUGUAGAAUAUAAGGUUUGGAAGUCAAAAUUAUAGUAGAAUGUGUAUCUAAAUAGUGACUGCUUUGCCAUUUCAUUCAAACCUGACAAGUCUAUCUCUAAGAGCCGCCAGAUUUCCAUGUGUGCAGUAUUAUAAGUUAUCAUGGAACUAUAUGGUGGACGCAGACCUUGAGAACAACCUAAAUUAUGGGGAGAGUUUUAAAAUGUUAAACUGUAAUUUGUAUUUAAAAAGCAUUCGUAGUAAAGGUGCCCAAGAAAUUAUUUUGGCCAUUUAUUGUUUUGUCCUUUUCUUUAAAGAACUGUUUUUUUUCUUUUGUUUACUUUUAGACCAAAGAUUGGGUUCUAGAAAAUGCACUUGGUAUUCUAAGUAUUAAAAAAAACAAAAAGGAAAGUUGUUUCAGUUGGCAACACUGCCCAUUCAAUUGAAUCAGAAGGGGACAAAAUUAACGAUUGCCUUCAGUUUGUGUUGUGUAUAUUUUGAUGUAUGUGGUCACUAACAGGUCACUUUUAUUUUUUCUAAAUGUAGUGAAAUGUUAAUACCUAUUGUACUUAUAGGUAAACCUUGCAAAUAUGUAACCUGUGUUGCGCAAAUGCCGCAUAAAUUUGAGUGAUUGUUAAUGUUGUCUUAAAAUUUCUUGAUUGUGAUACUGUGGUCAUAUGCCCGUGUUUGUCACUUACAAAAAUGUUUACUAUGAACACACAGAAAUAAAAAAUAGGCUAAAUUCA